AUGCGUCCUAUCGGCUUCCUGUCUGUUUCGGCCUUUUUUGGCCUCGCUAGUAGCACUCCGGUCGAUACUGCCCUGCAGCGGCGAGCUAUUGUCGCCCACGAUUCACUUGGACCGGUUCUUCCUAGGACUCAGGGUGGAAAGAUCGGCAAUUCCAUGGAGCGCUUCCAGCCUUGCCUCCAUAUCGCCCAUGGCUGCCAGCCAUAUACUGCCUCGAAUGAUGCGGGGGAUAUCAGUGGUGGAUUUCAGGAUACAGGAAACCCGAGUGCAGGCUGCAGAGACAAUAACAAAGGCCAGACUUAUGUUCGUGCGGCUUGGCAUAAAGGAAAGUUUGGCAUCAUGUACGCAUGGUAUUUCCCCAAAGACCAGCCCAAUGCCGGUAACGUCAUUGGGGGCCACCGCCAUGACUGGGAAAACGCGGUGGUUUGGCUCGAUAACCCAAAUAACGAUAAUCCCAAAAUUGUCGGAUUUGCAGCUUCUGGACAUGGCAACUAUGCGCGAACCUCUACACCUCUUCGCGAAGGUGACAGGGUCAAAGUUGAAUACUUUACUCAGCUGGGAAUGAACCAUCAACUACAAAUUUCCAACACAAGGGGAGAUACUCAUUGGCUCUCGCAGUGGGAGUCUAUGACAGCCAGAGGCAGGGAAGCCCUCCAGAAUGCUAACUUUGGCUCAGCCAAUGUUCCCUUCAAGGACGGUAACUUCGUCAACAAUCUGGACAAGGCCUUUAUCUAA
This is a messenger RNA of Fusarium sp. VM40, 732 nucleotides long. NCBI's taxonomy places the organism in Eukaryota, Fungi, Ascomycota, Sordariomycetes, Hypocreales, Nectriaceae. The record is from the annotation of a GenBank genome assembly.